ACAAGUUAUUUCUGGGCUGGUUUGUGUCUCAGAGCCCCACAUCGAUCCGCCGGUGCGCGCGCGCCGCCGCACGGACACUGCGUCUUUGGAGAGCCUGCUGGACGCCUGCCGUCUUCCUCACUUUCGCCGAAAGUCCUCGGGCGCAGCCAUGAGGUCCGUCGCCGCGCUGUUCGCCCCUCUCGUCGUCUUCUGCGUCGGGUUGACUGCCAGCAAGCCCUCGUCGCGCUGCCCCAGCGGACAGUUUCUGCUCAAUAGUCAGUGCGUCCUGUGUCAUCCCACCUGCUUCGAGUGCCACGGACACGAGCUGUUUGAAUGCACUACCUGUGGAGUUGAUGAAGACGGACAGGAACGUUUCUUUCACGAAGGUCGCUGUCGGACGCACUGCCCCCGGGGACACUAUCCCGACAGGGGUCACUAUGCCUGCCUGCCCUGCAUCGCCAACUGUGAACUCUGCACAGAUGGCAACAUAUGUGCCAAAUGUCGGGAGCGCUACAAACUGCAGAGCGGGCUCUGCCAAACCGCGUCGUGCGACAUAGGGCAGGUGCAGGACCUUGAUACAGGAGAGUGCAUUGACUGUGAAGUGGGCUGCAAAACAUGUUCCACAGGCGACUCAGAUAUCUGCAACAGCUGUGUUGAAGGUUACUUUCUUUUCAGACACCAGUGUCGCAGACAUUGCCCCCAGGGCACCUAUGAGGACUGGAGCAGGGGCGUCUGCCUGUACUGUUCAGCACCAUGUGAAGACUGCAAGAGUAACACACACUGCCUCACCUGUCAGCCUGGUUACUUCCUCAAUGGAGGUGAAUGCAUGAAGCAGUGUCCUCAGCAGACCUUCAGUGACACCAGUGGGUGGCGCUGUCAGCCUUGCCACAGCUCGUGCCAGACCUGCCACGGGCCUCGCUCUGCAGACUGUGACCUCUGUGUGGGUGGAAAUCCUCCCCUACACGGGCAGUGCCCGCAGAUCAACUGCCCACUGGGGCAGUACUUUGAUGGGAAAAACAGCCAGUGCCGCUCAUGCGAUGCAUCCUGCAAGACCUGCUUUGGCCCACAGGCGCUGGAUUGUUCUUCAUGUUUCAAAGGGUAUUUCCUUGACCAGGACGGCUCUUGUGUGGUGAGGUGUCCUUCCGGCUCCUACGCAAACCCGGACACUCAGCUGUGUGAGGACUGCUCGCCAAACUGCGACGACUGCGUGGACACGAGCGAUAACUGCAUCAGCUGCUCCAAAGGCAGCUACAAACUCUUUCUCCAUCAGGGUCGAUGUUGGUCCAACUGCCCAGAAGGUUUCUAUGAGACGGCAGAAGGAGCGUGCGAAGCCUGCGAUAGCUCCUGUCUGACAUGCGAGAUCAAGGCCCAGUGUCUGUCCUGUGCUGACGGCUACUAUUUGGAGAGCGGCAUGUGCAGUCUCAACUGCUCCCUGCAGACGUACCCUGCCGACGACGGCACCUGCAGACGCUGCCCUCCCCACUGUGACAUUUGCUCAGAUGACAGGACCUGUUUCAAAUGCAGCUUCCUCUACUUGAUGCUGAACGGUGUGUGUAAGGCCAGCUGUCCCUCGGGUUAUUAUGAGGACAUGGAUGAGGGCCGUUGUGGUCAGUGCCAUCCCACCUGUGGCAGCUGUUCGGGACCUUUAUCAAACGACUGCGAGUCCUGCUCAGCCUUCAGCCCAAAGCUCUACAAAGGAGCAUGCUCCAAGGACUGCCCCACAGGAACCUAUUACGAGACUGCAGCCAUGGAGUGUCAAGAGUGUCACCAAACCUGCAUGAGCUGCAGCGGGCCAGAAGCAAACCAGUGCACCCACUGUGAGCGAGGGCUCGUGCUGGAUCCCAACACGCUGCUGUGCGGCGUGACGGGAGACACGGACUGUCCGCCGAGGACCUACCUGCACGACGACCAGUUCACCUGCGUGGGCUGCCACCGGCACUGCUACUCCUGCGAGGGGCCCGGCAGCCACGAGUGCCAGACCUGCCAAGUCCCCAAAUACCUUCACAACGGCACCUGCGUGAGUGAGUGUCCAGCCGGUACGUACGGCACGAAGCAGGAAGCGGAUGGAAAGGAGCUGGGGUUUUGUUUGCCCUGCGACCGUGUUUGUUCCACCUGCACCGGAGCGUCACCCAGAGACUGCCUGACUUGUUCUCCAGGACAUUCGCGUCUCCUCCAGCUCUGCGUCACCCACUGUCCCACAGGGUAUUACGGAGAGGGCUCUCACUGUCAGAGAUGCGACCAAUCCUGUGAGCUGUGCACUGGACCAGGACCGGAGUCCUGCAGGGCGUGUCUGCCUCCUCUCCUGGAGCUGCAAGGCACCAAGCUAUGCGUCGAGCACUGCCCACGUCGCUUUUAUCAACUCAACAACCUUUGCAAGCAAUGUCACACCAGCUGCCAGACCUGCUCAGAUGCCUCACCUCAGGGCUGUGUGACAUGUGACUGGGGCAGCACUUUAAAGGACAAAGUCUGCUAUCCACGGUGUGAGGAGGGACGAUACUUUUCUGAGGAGGAAAGCUGCGAGCCUUGCGACAGCUCGUGCAGGCACUGCAUCGGCCCUCGACCUGACCAGUGCCUGACUUGUCACGGCGGUUUUGCCCUUCACGCCGUGGAGAACCGUUGUGCCCGUUGCUGUCAGUCGGGAGGGAAUUACACCAACUGCUGCGUUUGCGACAGCCACUCGGCGUUGUGUGUGGAGGCGCCGCACCCGAAGCCAAGAGACGGUCAGGAAACGGACGUGAACAUGUCCUCCAGAGCCGUGAAGCACGCCUCGGCCGCCCUGCCCAUCGCCUUGCUGCUGGCGGUCGGUCUGGCUCUGGCUGUGUUCACGCUGGUCAAGGCCCACGCCAGGAAGAGACUCUGCUGGAAGCAGAGCUACGAGAGGCUGAGCGGCAGCGCCGGCGUCAGCAUGCCUCACGGCGUGCCUGAGCCCGACAGCGGGGACGAAGUGGACGUGGUGUACACCAGCAGAGGCGGCUCGGUGUACCGACGGUACAGCUUCAUCCACGAGCAGGACACGGACCCAGACCAGGAUGCGGAUGAGAAAACUUGUCUCAGUCACUCUUAGGUGCAUCCAGGAAACAGCAUAUAGUCACUGAGGAAUGUAUUGUGGCGGCUGAUUGUAAAGAGCAACAAGUGAUUUUUAAAUAGGUCAGUGAGUGUUUAGAAAAUGAUAUCUUAGUUUUUUUUGUUUUGAUUUGUUUGUUGGGAUGGGUGUAUAUUUUUAUUCUAAAAAGUGCCUGUAUCUCCAUAAUGCACAUUCUUAGGUAACUCAGCAGGAAAAGCCGGAAACAAUACAUGAGUGUUUGUGUAAAAUUGUAUGAAAAUUCAGUUUGGACUUACUAUUAAAGAUUUAAUUG
This is a messenger RNA of Salarias fasciatus (jewelled blenny), 3335 nucleotides long. Its product is annotated as proprotein convertase subtilisin/kexin type 5. The transcript is spliced from 16 exons. The record is from RefSeq and is a predicted model, not a curated record. The coding region runs from base 149 to 3043 and encodes 964 amino acids. NCBI's taxonomy places the organism in Eukaryota, Metazoa, Chordata, Actinopteri, Blenniiformes, Blenniidae.